Molecule: messenger RNA, 1905 nt
Organism: Lindgomyces ingoldianus
Lineage: Eukaryota; Fungi; Ascomycota; Dothideomycetes; Pleosporales; Lindgomycetaceae
Exons: 1
Coding region: 1-1905 (634 amino acids)
Source: RefSeq, a predicted model, not a curated record
AUGCAGUCUGAUCGCCCCCAGCUCUCUAUAACACUCCCGCGCAAUUUCUACUUCCAUUAUAGCGACGGUCAGCCUCCACACACUCCCGAGCCUGAACCUCAGCUCGAGGAUCCUCAACCUCCACCUCCUCCCCGACAGACACUGAGGGUCCGCCGCCGCCGCACUGCCAUUCCAUCCGAUGACGAUGCGGUGCGUAUGAGCAACCUCAUGGACGGCCUCGUCGCGCACUCCCAACCAAUCCCUACCAUUGAGGCCCCAGAGUUCCACUCAGACGAGCCCAUCGAGCUGCCAGAGUUCCCACCAGCCCCAGACAACUCGUACCUUUCCCCCGUGGUCUCGUUCAACCGGAUGAUAUCUCCGCCUAAGACGCCCGAGCUACAGAUGCGGAGACUCAGCGGCUUCGACACUCCCCAGCCAUGGGACAACAUGGACCCUGCCACCAUGAGCGAAUCAUCCAGCAGGCCAACAUCCUCUUCCGGCUUUUCAGACUCCUCCACGUCGUCCCGAGGUAGCUUUGAAUCAUUCCCGUCUUUUGGUGGCAGCUGCACAAGUCCUGACGAAGACAUGACUGACCCCUUUUCUUUCUGCGAUGCAGGCAUGAAGUAUGAGCCCACCUCGCCUCUCGCGGCACACCGGCAAGGUCCGAUAAAUAAACUAAAGCUGAGGGCAACCUUCACGGAGGAGAUGGAUGCUCAUCUCUGGAUGACUUAUAUGAAGUACCUGCAGGAUCCUACUGUGACGCCCUUCAAAGCCUUGCCUAGCACGGUACCACCAAAUGGCGUCUGUCAUCGGGUUGCGCGAAUGGCUCGCAAGACGUGGAAAGGACCCCGUGCCUCAUCCUGCUUGAGUGUCAGUCGCUCCGCCUCCCAGUACGCGUCCCGCUCUGGAACCCCAGACACGAUCAAGCCAUCAAAGAGUGGAAGCAGUACUCCAAUCGCUAUGGUCAGGAAGCCAUAUCCUCGAUUCCCUUCAGAGAAGCAGGCCCGCAAGCGCCUUCGCGAAUUGGCUAAGCAGAAGCCCUCACUCUCCGCUCACUAUCAGCGUCUGCUGCACCAUCGGACCCCGUCCCCGUUUCAAUCUUCUCCGCCGUCCCAGCGGAGCUCUUCCCAGCCUCAGGGACUGUCGUCGCCGUUCUCAGAGGAAGCCUCCAGCUUCUCUACCCGUGACAUGAACUUGUCACUUGCAACUAGCACAGCAGCUUCCAUGCAGUUCGGCAACCCAUUGACGCAGCUAGGGAGCAAUGCAACGCCCCGUGCUCCGGACAAUGGUUGGUCCAAUGUUCGUUCUUCCGCACACCAGAAGUCUCAGUCCUUACACAUUGGUCUCGGUAUCGGCAGCAUGUUUGGCUCUUCUUUUGCGGCCAUGUCCCAAAUGACGGACAUGAGUCUAGGACAGCAGAACUCUCAGACCUGGCACGCUCCGUCGGCACACCCUCCUAGACUCGGCUCCCCUCUGCAGCUUCACGCACCGAGACCAAUUUCCCGCCCUUUUAAGCGCCGUGCUCUCCACAACUUCGAGGAGCAGGCUCGAGGCCGCGGUGAUAGUUUCGUGAAUCAUGUCUUUGGGGCGCCGGCUGAGUCAAGUCAUCGCCGGGUUCGCAGUCGUGGUUUCAGCUUGGGAGACAUGAUCGAGGGCGCUCGACGACUUCCUGCGUCCCCCUUUGGGCCAACAGAAGUCCACCCGUUCUCGGCCAACCUAACUGCUAUGAUGCAAGACCAUAAUCCUCCACCAGCUCCCUAUGUCGCACGGAAUCAGGCCACAGUUCGUCUUGGCUCUCCAUUCGGAGGACGAUCGAGCAACACCUUCCCCCGAGCGACAACCUCUUAUGGAUUUGAGGCUCCAGCAUCCUUCGAGCAGCGCCUUGCCGGCUUGCCUAGCAAUCCCGAUCAUUUAACUCCUUCCUAG